AAAAAAUUAGGUUACGGAGGUCAUGCACUGGAUUUGAAAGGUAGAAAUGGCUUUCAAUUUCUUUGAGUAAGAAAAAAAAAUUAGGUUCUGAAUGGAAUUCACUGCGUUUAGAGCUGCACAAGAUUUGUUAAUCUCGAAUUCUGGUUUGUGCGAGUAAGAUGGGAGAAGUGGUAGAGAAUGAGAUUGAAGAACCCAACGUGAAGAGAGCAAAGCAGAGUGAGAACAAUGAAGACAGGCUCAGUGAUUUGCCUGAUUGCGUCCUCAUUCACUUGAUGUCAUUUGUACCAACAAAAGACGCUGUUCGAACUUGCGUGUUGUCAAGAAGAUGGAAAAACCUCUGGAAGCGGCUUCCUACGCUCAUUUUACAUUCCUCACAUUUCGGAUUAAAGGCACUUUUCAACAAAUUUGUGCCAAAGGUUCUAUCUUUCCGUGAUGACUCUGUUCCAGUCCACCAUUUUGACUUCUAUGCUAAUUGGCGUGUUCCUCCCCAACUUGUGAAAAGUUUUUUGAGUUAUGUUUUAUCGCAUAAUGUCCAGCGAUUAAAACUCGCUGUUAAUUGUAAUAUCUAUUUGCCACCUGGCUUGUUUUUCUGUCAGACAUUAACAUCACUUGAUCUUUCAGUUUUCAACAGAUUUAACUCAUUUCCAACGUCUCUGAACUUGCCAGCUUUAACUAGUUUGCGUCUUUAUAACUUCGUCUUUGGUGACAGUGAAUUGCUGGAACCCUUUUCGUCAUGUACUAAGUUGAUGACUUUGGUCAUUCACAAUUGUGAUGUAAUGGAUACACAAACGCUCUGCAUUUCAAAUGCUACUCUUGUCAAUUUGACCGUACAUGAUAGUACCCACCAAGCUUACAGCCUUGUGCUAUCAACUCCCAACCUUUGCUCUUUUGUUUUCUCGGGUGUUCCUGCCCAGCAAAUCUCUGGUAGCCUUCAUUCUUGGUCUCUCAGCGUUCUUUCUUUAGUUAAAGAAGUAAAUAUUGAUGUCGACGAUUGGUUCGUAUCAAGUUACUUGGAAUCAGUAGCUCUUAAAGAAGAAAAUAUUAAUGUUGAUGAAUCCCCUUACCUGGAAACAGCUUUUACCAUGAAUUGUUGGCUGCAAGUAUUUGCCAACGUAACAACAUUAACACUCUCUUCAAGUACUCUUCAGAUUUUCUCCAUAAUCUCAGAUUAUGUGAAGAUGGCCCCUUCCAUGAGUAAAUUGAUGUCAUUGAUAGUGAAAGUGAAGAAGCCUCCCUAUCAAAAGCCACAAAAAGCUUCCAAAUCAAGGAAAGCACAAUUGAAACCGUAUUCACCUGUACCUGAAGAAGUAGUGGAUUACCUGAUUCAAGACUCCCCAUCUGUGGGGAUUACUAUCAUAGAUUCUCAAAGAGCAUUUGUCAGCUACUUGAAGAGUACCAAGCUUCCGUCCAGCCAGCUUGCAGGUGUUUAUGAAGAUGAACUCGCCGAAAUGCGAACGGUGAUUUCUAAAUUUGAGGCCGACCUGCAGGAGCUAAAGGAGAAAAGGGAACAUAUGGAUAAUAUGAUGCAAACGGUGAUGUCUAAAUUUGAGGCCGACCUGCAGGAGCUAAAGGAGAAAAUGGAACAUAUGGAUAAUAAGUUGAAGCUGGAAAAGAUGGAGAAGGAGAAGGAGAAGGAGAAGGAGAAGAAGAAGCAGAGAAAGAGGAAGAAGAAGAAGACUCUGUAGAGUCUUCUUUACCUGGAGAUGAUUCAUCCCCAUCCCCAUCCUUUUCCCCUUCCUACACCCCUAUCUCAUGAUGUAUUUGAAACAUUUGUUUAUGAUUACUUUUAUUAUUGAUAUAUUUUUGUAAUUUUAAGGGAUUGUAAUUUGUUACUUAUUUCGUUUUAAUGAUACCUUUAACUAUCUUUGUAUGGAUUGGGUUUGGAGAUCUACACACACGUUUGCGUGUGAGCUAAUUGAAAAUGAGA
Molecule: messenger RNA, 1927 nt
Organism: Gastrolobium bilobum
Lineage: Eukaryota; Viridiplantae; Streptophyta; Magnoliopsida; Fabales; Fabaceae
Product: F-box protein At1g60400-like
Exons: 5
Coding region: 159-1685 (508 amino acids)
Molecular function (GO): protein binding
Source: RefSeq, a predicted model, not a curated record